UUUAUUUGAGGGAGGGGGGUGGAGACAGAAAAAUCUUUCUAAACUGUUUGAGCAAACAGGGAAAACAUGCCAUAUGAAUAAAGCACUGAAUUGAAAAGAUCUCCAGUAGGUGUCAUGCAAAAUUCCCAUGACAGUUUCAACGAUCACAUCCCUGACCACAUCCCUGACCUUCACCGCUUCCCUGACCGCUUCCCUGGCCUUGACCGCUUCCCUGACCGCUUCCCUGGCCAGUCCCUUGACCGCUUCCCUGUCCAAAACCGCUUCCCUGGCCGCUUCCCUGACCUUGACCACUUCCCUGGCCAGUCCCUUGACCGCUUCCCUGUCCAAAACCGCUUCCCUGGCCGCUUCCCUGACCUUGACCACUUCCACUUCCCUGGCCACUCCCUUGACCGCUUCCCUGGCCGCUUCCCUGACCUUGACCACUUCCCUGGCCAGUCCCUUGACCGCUUCCCUGGCCAGUCCCUUGACCUUGACCGCUUCCCUGACCAGUCCCUUGACCUCUUCCCUGGCCAAAACCGCUUCCCUGGCCUUGACUGCUUCCCUGGCCAAAACCGCUUCCCUGGCCACUUGCCUGACCUUGAACGCUUCCCUGACCUUGACCGCUCCCCUGACCGCUUCCCUGGCCGCUUCCCUGACCUUGUCCGCUCCCCUGGCCUUGACCGCUCCCCUGGCCAAAUCCGCUUCCAUGACCUUGACCGCUCCCCUGGCCAAAUCCGCUCCCCUGGCCAAAUCCGCUCCCCUGGCCAAAUCCGCUCCCCUGGCCUUGACCGCUCCCCUGGCCGCUUCCCUGACCAGUCCCUUGACCGCUUCCCUGGCCACUUCCCUGACCUUGACCGCUCCCCUGGCCAAAUCCGCUUCCAUGACCUUGACCGCUCCCCUGGCCAAAUCCGCUCCCCUGGCCAAAUCCGCUCCCCUGGCCAAAUCCACUCCCCUGGCCAAAUCCUUGACCGCUUCCCUGACCACGUGGUUCACUGCAUGCAUGACCACUGGUGGUUGGGCAACAUUUCUGUGUGGCAGGACACUGGUCAUCAUGGAAACAGCUUUCAGCAAACAUUGGAAUGUUCUUCGGUUUGGGACAUUGACCCGGCUUCACUGUGUGGACACAGAUAG
Sinocyclocheilus anshuiensis is the source of this 1110-nucleotide messenger RNA. RefSeq names its product neurofilament heavy polypeptide-like. The record is from RefSeq and is a predicted model, not a curated record. The coding region runs from base 115 to 1110 and encodes 331 amino acids. The transcript is spliced from 6 exons. NCBI's taxonomy places the organism in Eukaryota, Metazoa, Chordata, Actinopteri, Cypriniformes, Cyprinidae.